CAUGGUGUUGCGCGGCGGAACCCGGAAGUGGCGAAGCCGUUACAGCCUCCUCGCGGAGCUAUCCGUCCAGAGGGAAGCCCCUCUCGGUUACAGGGAGCUGCUGUGGCGCGUGUGCCCAAGGCAGGGUCCCGGUGGCUCCCCCGCUCUGUCGCACAGAUGGCACUGCCCACGCUGCCCUCCGCCUGGCCCAGUCACAGCAGUGCCCUGGAGAAGCGGAUCGUGCGCCAGCGAGAGCAGGAGGCCCGCUGGCGGCAGCAAUGGGAGCUGCACAGCCGCUAUUUCCAGCAGUCUGGAGUCUGCAGCUCCAAGCAGAACCAGUGGGGCUCGCGGCAGUCCUACCAGCAAAGCAUGAACGCAUAUCACCGUCAGAAAAUGAAGGAAGAAAAAAAAAUCAACCUGGAUCAGAGGCGAGAACAACUUAGGAAACUUUUGUACGAAGAACGAGAAUUGCUCGCUGAAGAACUCAGGGAGCUGAGACUGACCAAAGAGUCCAAUAUGAAUAAGAUCAGAGAGAGAAGUGAUGAUUUGAAAUCUGCUAAAGAAGAGCGCCGGAAAAAGGUUGCUGAAGAGCUGCUUUAUGAACACUGGAAGAAGAACAAUAUCAAACUCAGAGAGAUUGAAUCAGAGCUUCACAAGAAGCAUGUGGUAGAUGCUUGGGGUGAUCAGCUAACAGAAAAGAAGCAGCAAGAAGCAACUGAAAAAGAAGAAAAAAGGCGGUAUGAAAAUGAAUAUGAAAUUGCCCGAAGGGAAGCGCUGGAGAGAAUGAAACAGGAGAAAGAAAAGAGGCGUCUGGAAGAAAAGAAACGAGCUGAGGUGUUACUGCAGCAAAUGGAAGAACUGAAGUUCCGGGAACUGGAGGCAAAAAAACUGAAGAAAGAGCAAGAGAAUUUACAGAAACAGCAAUGGGAGCUGGAGGAGCUGGAAGAAGAGAGGAAGCAAAUGGAAGCAUGCAGGAAAAAGUUGGAGCUUGGUCGCUUUUUGAGACACCAGUAUAAUGCCCAACUAAAGAGACGUGCACAACAGAUACAGCAGGAGCUGGAGAUGGACAGGCAAAUACUAUUAGCCCUUCUAGAAAAGGAAGAUGAGGACCAACUCCUCCACUCUGCUAGACGGGAGCGGGCUGUUGCAGAUGCCGCCUGGAUGAAACAUGUAAUUGAGGAGCAGCUCCAGUUAGAAAAGGAGCGAGAGGCAGAAUUGGAGACUAUUUUUAGGGAAGAAGCUAAACAAGUGUGGGAGAAAAGAGAAGAAGAAUGGGAGAGAGAGAGGAAGGCCAGAGACAGACUGAUGAAUGAGGUCCUUGCUGGUAGAAUGUGUCAGAUCCAAGAGAAGAUGGAGCUAAAUCGACAUGCCCAGGAGGAAUCUGUAAAAUACCGGGAACAACUAAUUAGGGAGCUUGAGGAAGCAAAAGAGCUGACUCAGCUAGAGAAAGAGGAAGAGGAGGAACUAAAAACUGCUCGCAAACAAGAGCUGGAGGCCCAGCUUACCGAGCGCCAUCUCCAGGAGCAGGAUGAGUUACGCCGCCAGAGAGAGGAGGAGGAAGAGGCCAGGCUGGCAGAGCAACACUGUGAGAAGUUAGUGCAGCAAGAGGCCAAGCACAUGACAGAACAGGGCUAUCACAGGAAGUUCUAUGGUCGUCCCAAAACAGCUUGGACCUGAUGAUGGCUGCCCUUAAGUUAUGAAGUCGUGACCAUCGUAGCAUUAGGCUGGGGAUUUAAUGUUGCAGGGUAUGUGCCUGUUAAACAAGAUUAGGAUUUUGUGUAAUAUUUCAAAACCAAGAAUCAAUGACAUUGUCAGAAAUAGUCCAUGAAGUGGACGGAAUUGUGCUCGGUGCAAAUGAAGGGUGAAGUUUUCAAAAGCAUCCAGCCACAUUCUCCCAAUGAACGCAGUAGCAACAGAUCUAGGCCAGUGAAGCUUGCUUUGAAAAUACUACCUUAAGUGUAGAGAGGGCUUGACACCGUACCUGCUGUUUCCAAUCUUUUACACUGGGAAGUGAUGCAAUGUAGCAUGUAAGGCAAAGUUGAUUAUCCAGCUACACUUCAAACAGGCAAAAGUGAUGGAAGUGUAAAUAUGCAGAAAGCUUUAAUGUAUCUGUGUUAAGUCACACAACCUACUUGAAUCAAGGACACUAAACCACUGUUACUGGUUGUAGCUGGAAGGGUUUCUUUAGAGUCAUGUUUCUUAACCUGAAGGAAUUUUGUGUUUCAGAUAUGGCUAUUAUCCUUCCCGUGGGUUCUUAUCACCCAUACAUUGUAAGACUGCUUGUAGUAACACAGUAUGGCUGUUGUUGAUGCAAGUUUCAUUUAGGCUCUAGGACUUGAAUUCAAUAAAUAUUUACUUGU
Molecule: messenger RNA, 2339 nt
Organism: Pelodiscus sinensis (Chinese soft-shelled turtle)
Lineage: Eukaryota; Metazoa; Chordata; Testudines; Trionychidae
Gene: TCHP
Product: trichoplein keratin filament binding
Biological process (GO): apoptotic process
Cellular component (GO): keratin filament
Source: RefSeq, a predicted model, not a curated record